Molecule: messenger RNA, 324 nt
Organism: Radiomyces spectabilis
Lineage: Eukaryota; Fungi; Mucoromycota; Mucoromycetes; Mucorales; Radiomycetaceae
Product: IGR protein motif-domain-containing protein
Exons: 4
Coding region: 1-324 (107 amino acids)
Cellular component (GO): mitochondrion
Source: RefSeq, a predicted model, not a curated record
AUGCUCGCUUCUCUCAGAUCUUCAGUUCUUGGUCAAGCGCGACGCCUACACACUGCAACAGGUCGUACCGCUGUUGUUCCAGAACCCCGAGGCAAAAUCCAAGAUGCUGAAAGCUUUUUGAAGAGCAUUGGCCGAGGUUGUGAUGAAUACGCCAGCAAAUUCGAGAGCUGGGAGCAAUUAUUUACCACUGACAGCCGUACCAUGAAGAAUGAUAUGGGUAUCAGCACCAAACAGCGAAAAUAUCUCCUUGCAUGGUUAGAGCAAUAUCGCCAGGGUCGGGACACAUAUCCCAUUUCUCUUCCCAGCCCCAAAAAGAAGAAAUAA